GACGGCUUCUCCACUGCACUACUUCCAGCAGCAGUUUGACAGCCCACCAAUAUUUAUAUCUAAAGAGAGAAACAGAGAGAUCGUCUUCCUUUCUCUCCGUUUCUCUCCAUUCCAGAGAAGUUCUCCAACUCUUAGGCUGCCCCCGAUUUCCCCUUCCCAUCUCUCUAUCCCAAAUGGUGGAGAUCCUCUGAUCCGCCCCAUGGCGAAUUAUCUCGCCCAGUUCCAGACCAUCAAAAACUCUUGCGAUCGCCUCAUCAUCGCUGUUGAGGAUGUAAGUGACUUGUGGCCCAGUGUAAAAGAAGGGUUUGAAGAACGCUUGCCACUAAAGAAGGCCUGUCUAAAUAACAAGACACGCAAUCCUGUGAAUGUAGAGAAGCUACCGGCUGAGUUCAUAUUAACCACUGAUGCAAGGCUACGCAGCCGUUUCCCACAAGAGCAGUCUGUUUUUUGGUUUCGGGAACCAUAUGCAACUAUUGUUCUUGUUACUUGUGAGGAUCUUGAUGAGUUUAAGACAAUUAUAAAACCACGGCUCAAGUUAAUUGUUCAAAAUGAUGAUCGAGAAUGGUUCAUUGUAUUUGUGUCGAAGGCUCACCCGAACAAUGACCAAGCAACCAAAAUGGCAAAGAAAGUAUACACUAAACUUGAGGUUGAUUUCAAUUCCAAGAAGAGAGAAAGAUGCUGCAAAUUGGAUUUACAUGGAGCUGAUGCUAGCUUUUGGGAAGACCUGGAUUCCAAAAUAGUGGAAUCUAUCAGGAAUACAUUGGAUAGACGUGUUCAAUUUUAUGAAGAAGAAAUUCGCAAACUCAGUGAACAACGUUUAAUGCCAGUGUGGAACUUCUGUAACUUCUUUAUCCUGAAGGAAAGCUUAGCUUUUAUGUUUGAGAUGGCUCAUCUUCAUGAAGAUUCAUUACGUGAAUAUGAUGAACUGGAACUUUGCUAUUUAGAAACAGCAAAUACUCCUGGGAAGCAGAGGGAUUUUGGAGGAUUGGAACAUGGGGAUGAUCAGGCCGCGCUGUUAAAGCAUGGGUUCAAACCAUUAACUCAAAUUGUUGAUGAUGAUUCAUUUAGAGAGUUCGAAUUCAGACAGUACCUAUUUGCAUGCCAGUCCAAGCUAUUAUUUAAAUUAGGCCGUCCUGUUGAGGUUGCUGCAAGGGGCUAUUCAUUUAUUAUUGGGUUCUCAAAGACCCUGGCCUUGCAUGAGAAUUUGUUACCAUUUUGCUUGCGAGAAGUGUGGGUGCUAACUGCUUGUCUGGAUUUGAUCAAUUCAUCUUCUUCCUAUUAUGAUGGUGGGAUGGUGGCACCUGAUAUUGGAAAGGAAUUCCGUCGUCUUCAGGGUGAUCUAUUUUCGCUUGGUCGAGUUAAGUUCAUGAGGCUUGCAUAUUUGAUUGGAUAUGGAGUUGAAAUGGAAAAAAGUCCAUUCAACAGUGCUUCUUUAAGCAUGCUUCCCUGGCCCAAGCCAGCUACUUGGCCGGCAGUCCCGCCUGAUGCUUCAGCUGAAGUUCUUGCAAAAGAGAAGAUGAUUCUCCAAGCAAAUCCCAAAGCAAAGCACUUCAAUAUUCAAAGAAAACCAUUGCCGCUAGAACCUUCUUUACUUCUACGAGAGGCUAAUCGACGGAGGGCUUCCCUUUCUAUUGGAAAUGUAUCAGAGUUAGUAGAUGGUCGUCAUACUGAUGGUUCAGGUAUGGAUGGACAUUCAAGACUCUCCCCUUCUAAUAAAAGUCAUGCGAGCCCCAUGUCACGAACCCUCUCUGGAUCAGCAAACCCUGAUAGCUCUACAUCACUUGAUCGCCCUAUGAGAUUAUCAGAAAUCUAUGUUGCAGCAGAGCAUGCACUGAAGAAUACGAUUUCUGAUCCUGAUCUAUUGAAAUCUCUGUUAUCAUUGCAGGAAUUUGAGCAAAAAUAUAUGGAGCUUACAAAAGGAGCUGCUGAUAAUUACCACCAUUCAUGGUGGAAAAGACAUGGCGUUGUCCUUGAUGGAGAGAUUGCAGCUCUGUGUUUUAAGCAUGGAAAUUAUGAUAUGGCUGCCAAGUCAUACGAGAAGGUUUGUGCUCUCUAUGCUGGUGAAGGAUGGCAAGACCUGCUGGCAGAAGUUCUUCCCAACCUGGCAGAGUGUCAAAAGAUUCUCAAUGAUCAAGCUGGCUAUCUCUCAUCUUGUGUUAGAUUACUGUCACUAGAUAAUAGUUUAUUCUCAACGAAAGAACGGCAAGCUUUCCAGUCAGAGGUUGUACGGCUUGCUCACAGCGAGAUGAAGCAUCCAGUACCCCUUGAUGUUUCAUCGCUAAUAACAUUUUCUGGGAAUCCUGGCCCACCACUUGAGUUAUGUGAUGGGGACCCUGGUAAAUUAUCAGUGACAGUCUGGAGUGGCUUUCCUGAUGAUAUUACUAUUGAAUCUCUAAGUUUGACACUGACAGCUACAUACAACGUGGAUGAAGGUGUCAAGGGAAUAAAAAGCUCAGAUGUUAGCAUUCUGAAACCAGGUAGAAAUGUUAUUACUCUUGACCUACCUCCACAAAAGCCAGGGUCCUAUGUAUUGGGAGUUCUUACUGGACAGAUCGGACAAUUGAAAAUUAGAUCUCAUAGUUUCUCAAAAGGUGGUCCUCCCGAUAGUGAUGAUUUUAUGAGCUAUGAAAAACCAACAAAACCUGUUCUGAAGGUGCUCAAACCAAGACCUUUAGUUGAUAUUGUUGCUGCAGUAUCAUCUGCUUUGCUAAUGAAUGAACUCCAGUGGGUUGGAUUAAUUGUGAGGCCAAUUGACUACUCUUUGAAAGGUGCUACCUUGCACGUAGAUACUGGUCCAGGACUGAUGAUUGAGGAGUCGUAUAGGAUUGAGAUAGAGCCUUACACAAAGGCAAUGGAGCAUGGAUUUCAUUCAGGGGACUCCAACAUUCCAAAAAGGGGUGCCUCUUCCAGCAGAGAAUUUGAAGAGUUGUUGCUUGAAAGUGGUAAAAUAGCUUUGCCAGAUUGGUCUAGUGAUAUAUCUACUGUCUUAUGGUUUCCUGUUUGUGCUAUUGAUAACAGGAUGGCUAGAGGAAUAUCUGCAGUCCACCCCCAGAAACAGAGUGUAGUAGAUGGAAUGAGGAUGAUUGCUUUGAAACUUGAAUUCGGAGUUUUCCACAACCAGAUAUUUGAAAGGACAAUAGCUGUGCACUUUACUGACCCAUUCCAUGUCAGCACUCGUUUGGCGGAUAAAUGCAAUGAUGGUACUUUACUUUUGCAGGUGAUAAUACACUCUCAAGUGAAGGCUACUUUGAGCUUACAGGAUGCAUGGUUGGAUCUUCAAGCCGGAUUCGUUCACUUAGGAAAAGGGGAUGGAAGGCCAACUUCAAGUUUCUUCCCACUUUCAAUCUCUCCAACUUCUACAGCAGCACUCUUGUUUAGCAUUAGCUUAGAGAGUCAGCCUAGUGGAGAUCAAACUGAGGGACCACAAACAGAGAGUGUAUUGAAUAUUAAAUAUGAAAUCUCCGGCAACAGAACCAUUGGAGCUCAUACACCUGCUUUGGUUAAACCUGGGGGCAAUGGGGAACUGCUCUUUAAGAGUGUGCUUGUUUUACAGCGGCCUGUACUUGAUCCAUGCAUAGCAGUUGGUUUUCUUCCAUUUUCUUCCAACUGCUUGAGAGUUGGCCAACUGGUUAAUAUGAGAUGGAGAGUCGAAAGAUUGAAAGAUUUGAAUGACAACUCAUCUUCCUCAUGCAAAGAUGAGGUACUGUAUGAAGUUGCUGCUAACCCGGAAAAUUGGAUGAUUGCUGGGAGGAAACGGGGGCAUGCAUCACUGUCCAAAACGCAGGGUUCACGGAUAGAAAUCACAGUGACGUGUGUGCCGUUGGUGUCUGGAUAUGUUCGGCCUCCUCAUCUUGGCUUGCCUGAUGUGGGGGAUGCAAACAUUAGCAGCAAUCCAGCAGGGCCUCAUCUGGUCUGUGUCCUUCCUCCAACCCUCAGUUCUUCAUAUUGUAUACCAGCAUGAUUUUAUUGAGACAUACGUAAUCGACAUUUGUAGAAUAAGUGCUAAGGUUUUGGUUACAAUCUUGCAUUUAUUGUAUUGUUCACUUAGCUUCUUAGAGUUUUAAAGUUUGGUUUUAGAUUUUGAUAAUAUGUAGUUUCUCAAAAAAGGAUCUUGAUAGUCUGUAUCACUUGGUGGAAGUUUUUUAAAAGAAGACAUUCAAUGGUGGUUUAUUUAUGGUGUGUUUAA
This is a messenger RNA of Elaeis guineensis (African oil palm), 4186 nucleotides long. RefSeq names its product trafficking protein particle complex II-specific subunit 130 homolog. The record is from RefSeq and is a predicted model, not a curated record. Gene Ontology annotation, biological process: intra-Golgi vesicle-mediated transport; early endosome to Golgi transport. NCBI's taxonomy places the organism in Eukaryota, Viridiplantae, Streptophyta, Magnoliopsida, Arecales, Arecaceae. Gene Ontology annotation, cellular component: TRAPPII protein complex.